CUUGUCCCCUCCCCAGUUUCCUCUCCUGUCCUCUCUCCUGUCCUCUCCUCCCCUCUCACCCUCUCCUCUCCUCCCCUCUCAGCCUCUCCUCUCCUCUACACCAUUCUCCCAUCCUCUCCUCUUUCCUUGUGUUGCCUUCCGGAACAAAAGUAUAUGGAAUGCAACACAAUAGGCUACAACACACUACAAUACAAUACAUUACAAUGUAAUCCAAUACACGGCCAUGUAUGAGAAUGAAUAGACGCACACGUCCACUCCCUGCUCGACAACCUCCAUGUAGAUUCCCCCCCGGUCCCAAAGUUCCCCCACCCAUUUGAGAGUACGCCGCCCUCCCCUAUCGUGCGCUGGUCUGCAUUGGUGCACCAGCUCCAACUUAUGGGACUCAACCACUUCUUUAUCACAUGCUGGAACUGAACUAGUAGCUCCACACACACGCACAGAUGAGUCGCCGCUUCCACGUUCGCGCGUACGAAAUGAGAUAAAGAUGCUCAUUCCAUGGGUCUGCCUAUCCAUUUAAAGAAAUUUGGGACGGCCAAGAUAGGCGCUCUUGUGGGUUUACCUAGACCCGGUUUCGUAUAAUGAAGUCAUUUUUGCGCAAUCCAAUUCAGGAUGGAAGGGAGAGGGACAACCACGUGUUUAAUGCUGAGGGUUGUCCAGGCGGGGACUCGCCGACAGCUCUCGGCGUGACUCCCAGGAAAAGACUUCACUCAGCGGAGGACGCACGAUGCAGCAGCCGGCCAGCCCCGGAGGGCGCCGGGUCGGUGCCCCUCUCUGAGUCCGAAACGGGGAGGAGGGGAGAGGAGAAGGGUAGAAACCUACGAUGCCAACAAUGUCAAGUCAAAGUUGCAGAGCUGAAGAAGCAAGCACUCUCUUGGGCGGAUCCUUGCUCACUGAAGGAUCCUGGCUACGCGGCGUUCCUCCUAGAGCAGAUCCAAGCACCCGGGGGCCAUGACGCAGGGAAAGGCUGCUGCCAGGUAUGCUCCACGCCCCUCCACCAACUGAAACAGGAGGCGCUGCAGACGAUCCACAGCCCGCUUCAGCUCUCCUACAGCGCCGACAUGCCAGCGCUGUCCACCGGCAGCUUCCUGAGACAGCCCUCCAGGAUCACCGUCUCCUCGUCCGCUAGCGAAGGAAAGCCGCCCGCCAGAGCCCAGGCCCAGUCCCGCCCCGCCCUGCCCCCCGGGGAGAGGCAGAGGGGGCUACCCUGGCCUCAGGUGUCCUCCUCCUCCUCCGUCACGCCGCUGCCGUCGGGCCCACAGACCAGCGUCCAGGUGGCGGUGGGCGGGGGGCAGCUGACGGGGACGGUGAGCUCGGUCACCAUCCAGGCCCAGCAGUACCUGGAGGGCAUGUGGAGCAUCUCCCGCGUCAACCACUUCCUCCCGCAGCCAGGCCCGGUGGGUUCCCAGCGCUCUUACAUUUACAACUCGCGCAUUAGGCAGACGCUUUUAUCCAAAGCGACUUGCAAUAAGUACACUGGUCAGAAGAAGGAGAACCAAUAUAUCGCCGUCGGUACAGUGAGGAUGUUCAUAGAACCAAGGAUAAGAUGCUACUCCAUGCUAAGUACUAUUUUUAAGUGCCAGGACCUAAAACAUACAAUAAGUGCGUAGGAGGGGUGUGGGGAGUCUAGAUGAGCCUCAUGCGGAAGCUGGUGGGCGACUCUGCGGUCCUGACAUCGGCCGGGAGCUCCUUCCACCACUGCGGUGCCUAAACAGAGAAGAGUUGUGCCUUUGAUGCAUCUGGCACUUACUCUUAUGACAUCCCACACAGUCCAUUUUACAACACCUCUUAGCAGGGGAUGUGUGAAGUCACACAUGUAGACUUUCUUAUUUUAAUAUGACAAACUAAAGAAAGAAGUUAGAAUACAGGAAGGCUUGACUCAUCACUUCACUUCUCGGGGGAGAUGAGCCAGCAGGGAGAUGUGUUUCACUGCAAUUAGUGUGAGUGGAGCAGAGGGAAUAUCUUCAGCUGGGGGGUGACCAAUAAAUACCAACAGAGUAGUCAUCCUCAUGAGCGCUGCACAGAUAAGAUGUGAGUGUGGGAGCUUCUCCAUGAAUUCUGUAAGUGGCGUGCCUUAGUGCUGGUCAGGUCUUGCCGAGUCAAUAUAAUUGCUCCAAACAGGGCCUUUAGGGAGAUGUGUGUGUGUGUGUGUGUGUGUGUGUGUGUGUGUGUGUGUGUGUGUGUGUGUGUGUGUCAGAGCUCCACCACUGACCACUGACCCCUCAUACCUCAGCAGUGAAGGAGCUGGGGGGAGGGGGGGGUUGGAGGGGAGGAUCUCAGGUCAGAGGUCACCGCAGCACUAAUCUGCUGACCGGCUCCUCGAGGGUGUGUCAGCACGACCACCCCAGAGCCCCUCACACGCCCUGGCCGAGCGGGACGAGAGAGGGGAGGCCGCUGGCUCUUUUGAUGUGACCUCAACCUGCGGAUCUUUGAUGAGUUUCCCCCUCAUAUUGCGGUUCUGGGAGCACAGCGCUCACACACUGCCGCGCGGUUGUGUUUAGCCCAUGCAUCUAAAUGAUCCAUGCUGUUUGGGUUUCAUUAAACGUGAUGCUACGGGAUCGGUGAGGAGGGAUUUCCCCGUCCCAGGCUGUGUUGCCCCCCCCCCCACACACACACCAGGCAGACGCAACCAGCCAGCCGCUCGUACCGACUUGAUCCAUGCCUCGCCGUUUUAAUAUCAGCCGUAGGCGUUGCGGCAUGACCUGCACUCGUGGGUUCUCACUACCUUUGCUUUGGCGAUGUUUUAAAGGGUAAUCAUUGAUCCUUUGUCCUCGUCAGCGUUGCUCCUUUGCUUUCUGUUUUCCUGGAAAUUAAACACAUAUUUUAACUUGUCCGGUUAAUGUCCACAAAUGCCAUUAGACGCAGUUUAUGGGCGGACACCAGAAGCUUUUAACAGCGUGUGGGCAAUCUUGGGCAAAUCAAAGGGCCGGCAUGAAAGGAAAGGGGCUGACUUGUGGACCUAACUCGGUUUCUAAGAAGCAAUUAGAGGGUGCCCCUGAUGCAUCUCUCAGCACCUCCUGGGUGAGUCUGGGGCCUCCACAGAGUGGUCAACAUCUUCAGUUACAAAAGGGUUAGAACCAAAUGGUCUCCUCUCAUUUCUCUUUUAAAGCCGAUUUCUUUAGUAAGGAACUGGAUGCUUCAGAAUGAUCAAACCCUCUCCAGACCCCGUGGAUGGGGAGUUCUGCUCGUCUGCAUCGCACAAGCUUGAAGUCCCGCUUGCGUCUUGGUUUGCGCUGUGUUGUUCAGACAAAGGGUGGAAGAUGAUGUGCUAGACUGCCAGCCCAUGGAGCGUAUUUAUCACGCUGCCCGGGCUCGCUGUCACCCCUGCCUAUUAUAGGGCACCUUGAAUCUCUCUUUGGUAGAAAAGCCUCUUGUUGGUGCUUUGAAUAAAACGUGUAAUGCUUUGAACGCAGCCGGAAUAAUAAUUGCCUCUUCCCCAGCCUGGAAAAAAAUCACAAUAUCUGAAGUAGUGAUUAUAAUUCCACUCUUCUAAUAUUUAAUCGGGACUUUGCUUUUGUCAAGCAAAUUAUCCAUUUUCUCCAACUGAAAUCGUGUGGUUUCCACUAAACCCAAAGAAUCAACCCCCAUAUCACGUUAUUUAUUCAAUGAUUGUUGCUGCUUGUUGCUUGCAAGUAAAGAUGUAUAAAAGAAAGCGAUUUUUUUUUUUUUAUUAAACCUAACUAUCAUUAUGGAAAGUCACACUGCGAAGAACACAUUAUUGUUGCUUACUCUGUGUGCACAAUCAAUGCAACCAUCUGAUUGAUCCAAACCCUGGACUGGAUCACUUUGCCGCGUUGGACCCAGGACCACAUGGGCACUUCUCUGCUCUCGGCCAAUGGUAGUCUGAGUGUGUGUAUUGGUGUGUGUAGUGGGUGGUGCCAGGGGGAGCGCGGGCCGUGAACCCUCACCUGAUUGAAACGCAACAGACUGAAGGGCGGCUCCAUCUGGCCCUGAGUGACUGAUGUCACCAAAGGAGGAAGACGAGGAACAGAGACGCAAUGGAGAGAGACAGAAGUCUCCCAUUCUUGCCAAAUGAUUUUUUGUUUUUUUAUAUGUUUCGAUUUUCUGUUAAGAGGUUCUGUGCAGUGCUAUUUAUAGCAGGCAUAAUGUUGAUAUACAUUAUAAGAGCAGGGAGCUAAAUGUCAUAUAAAAUUGUAUUGACGUUUUAGUCCUUUUCUCAUACGGUCAGACUGCCCGUGCGCCGUGGAUGUGAGAAGUCAAUACUCUCUCUCACUCGGUUUCUCUGGUAACUAGGGCCAGCCAUGUGUGACAGGAUGGAUUAUAGGAGCCAAUUUCACCUCGGCUGUAAUACUGCCUUGAUCACUGGGUCCUAAGGUUGUCGCUGCGUA
Gadus macrocephalus (Pacific cod) is the source of this 4346-nucleotide messenger RNA. Its product is annotated as kinesin-like protein KIF26A. The record is from RefSeq and is a predicted model, not a curated record. Gene Ontology annotation, molecular function: microtubule motor activity. Gene Ontology annotation, biological process: microtubule-based movement. Bases 579 to 1607 code for a protein of 342 amino acids. The transcript is spliced from 3 exons. NCBI's taxonomy places the organism in Eukaryota, Metazoa, Chordata, Actinopteri, Gadiformes, Gadidae.